Molecule: messenger RNA, 543 nt
Organism: Rhizophagus irregularis DAOM 181602=DAOM 197198
Lineage: Eukaryota; Fungi; Glomeromycota; Glomeromycetes; Glomerales; Glomeraceae
Source: RefSeq, a predicted model, not a curated record
AUGUCGUAUAUUAACAUAUCGACAUUAUUACAAUAUCGUCCCCCUUAUCCUUACAGAUUUCCUUUAAGAAAUUUAAUUGGUUCAAAUGGUAAUCCUCCUUACGGAUUUACAGUUUACAGACACGCUUACAAUAUACUUAUCAACCAACAUGGAUAUAAUUUAAACAUGAAUAGAAUAUCUUUCGUCGCGUCUAUAUUAUGGAAACAAGAGCCUGCGAAUGUUAAAUUAUAUUAUCGUAAUUUAGCUAGAAAAAUUAGAACAAGUUCUAUAAUUUCCGGUAGACGUGGUAGACGAAAUAACGAUAGUCGAAGAAUUCCUCAACCUUCAUCGUCUCAACAGACUUCUCCUGUUCCGCCUGUUCCUCCCGCUUUCCCUGCUCCUGUUCCUCCUAUUACCCUUGUUCCUCCUGUUACACAACGCAAUACAUCCGAUAUUUAUAUUGAUUUUGAAGAGCUGGCCUCACACAUGAAUCAAGGAAUCCCCUUACCCACAACGACUACUUCUGUAUUUAACGUUUCUUCUUCAUUUGGGACUUCUCUUUAA